AUGUCUCCAUCUGCACUAGAACAGUCAAAUGCAACUUCAUUAGUUCGAAGGGCAACAGAUAUUUUACAUGUUUUGAGGGAUAAGAUAGCACUACUACCUGGAUCUAGAGAUCGUCAUGAUCAUCCAAUUAUUAUAAUUCCAAGUAAAGAUGCAUCAUAUAUUUUAAAUGGAGAUGAUGUUAGAAAUGUUUUAUUUUAUUUACAUUCAGUUACUUCAGCUUCAUCAAAAAAUAAUGGUUUUAUAUUUAUUAUCGAUACAAGGAAAGGAGUGAAAUCUGAGAAUGUAAAAUUAGUAUUAAAAGUUAUUCAAGAUCAUUUUCCAGGACUGGUAUAUGAAGUAUUUAUUAUAAGAUCAGAUAGUUUUUGGGAAAAACAAAAAUCAACGGGAAAGUAUAAAUUUAAAGUACAAAAAUUAUCAGUAGAAGAGUUAACUAAAUAUAUUGAUGCAUCACAAUUACCAACAGAAAUUGGAGGUUUUAUGAAAUAUGAUCAUGAAGAAUGGAUAGAAAAUCGUUUAGAAAUUGAAACUGUUAUAUGGAAAAUUUGUGAUAUUAUGUCAGCAUUUGAUAAAUUUAAAAAAGAAAUGAAUAAAGCAGAGUUUCCUUUUGAUGUUAAUUCAGCUGAACAGGCAAUUGUCCAACAUUCAUCAGUUUCUAAAUUUAUACAAGAUGCCUCAAUGGAACAAAUUGAUAAUGAAAUUAAAAAAAUUUCACAUAAAAUAACUGGUGGUAUUAUAAAUUCACCAGAUGACGGGUAUAAUUCAUCUCUUUCAAUAUCAGCUAUAAAUCCAGAUCUUGCAGCUGUUAUUCCACAUCUAGGAAAAUUAUUAGAAACUUUAAGACAAAAUAAAGAUGAAAUUUUUAAAGAAUGGGAACAUAGAAGGAAAAGUUUAGAUCAUUGUUAUCAAUUAAAAUUAUUUGAACAGGAUGCUGAAAAAUUAUUUGAAUGGAUACGUAGUCAUUACAAUUUAACAGUCCAAAGAAUGACUGAUCUUGGAGAAAAUGAAGAAUUAGCAACAAUAUAUCUUCAAGAUCAUACAGAUUUUAAGAAAGCAGCUGAAAAUACAUAUGUUAGUGUAACUCAUAUUAUAACAGUAGCAAAAAGAUUAAAAGAACAAGGGCAUGUUAAUAAAAAUAAAAUUGAAAAUAUUGCCAAAAGAUUAGAGGAAGAGUGGAAAUUAUUUGAACAAAGAAUUGAACAACGCCUAACAUUACUACAAUUAUCUGUUUCAUUUCAUAAACGCGCAAAUUUUUAUUUAUCUAAUUCUAAUUCUUGGAAAAGUAAUAUAGGUGUUGAUCCAUCUAAUUUUAUUGAUGCUCCAUCAGAUAAACUAGAAAUUGCAAUUGCUGAGCAUGAAAAAUUUGGUGACAAAAUUAAUCAGGCAUAUGCAGAGGCUAUUGCUGACGGUCGGUCAUUGUCAAAUCAGUUAAAAGCUACUUGUAGAUCAUCUCCAGAACUUUCAGGACAACUAGGAUCUUCUCAAUUAAUUGAAGAAAUGAAUCAACAAAUAACAAAAGUACACAAAGAAAUUCAUUUAACAUGGCAUAAAAGAAAAGUUAAACUUCAUGCUCGACUUGCUAUGUUAGCAUUUAAAAAUGAUAUUCAAUUGGUUAUUUCAUGGCUUGAACAACAUGGAGAACCAUAUUUAGGAAAAAAUAUAGCUAUUGGAGAAAAUUUACAAGCAUCUAAAUCAUUAUUAAAAAAUCAUCAACAUUUUAAGACUGUUGCCAGUAAUACAUAUUCUAAUGCACAAAAAAUAUUUAAGGCUAGUCAAACAUUGAUGGAGAAUGGUGAAUGUGAUAUUAAAGAGAUGAAUAAUGUUGUUGAAAAUUUAAGGAAACGUUUAGAUAAAUUUAGUGAAAGAAUUGAAGCAAGGACAAUUCUUUUAAAUAAAGCAAUUCUUUUUUAUACACAUUUUAUGGAAUUAAUGCAAUGGUAUGAUAAACAAGAUCUUAAAUCAUCUUCAUAUGAAAUUGUUGAUAUAGAUGUUGAAAAGUGUGAAAAAAGGAGAGAUGAAUGGAUCAGAGAGACAGAAGCUACGGGUCAGGCUUGUGCAACAACCAUAACAGAAGGCCAACAGUUAAUAAAUUGUUUGUAUGAUCAAGCACAAUCUAUGAAUAUUGAGAACAAAGAUGUGAUUAAAUAUAUUGAAGUGUUAAUAGGACAAAUAAAACAAAGACAAAAUUUGUUAUCAGAAAGAUUUGGUAGACAAAGAACUUGCCUUCAAAUAGCAUUACGUAACGCAGUAUUAAUAUUAGAUUGUGAGCAAAUUCAAGUACAAUUGAUAAAUUGGAAAAAAGAUAUGUCUAAUUUGAUAACCUGUGAACCUGAUAAGGCUGAAAAUGUUUUACCAUUUCAUAAUGAAAAUACUUAUAAGGUAAAGAAGGCUGUUGCGGAGGUUAAAGCAACAGCAAAUGGAUUAUUACAGGUUAUUGAUAGUAAUGGUAUUAAUCUUCGUAAUGAAGUAAAUGAACCUAUUAGAGAUUUAAUUAUUAAUGCUGUUAAAAAAGUUAAAUUGUUAGAAGAUGAAGUUAUGCAAGCUAGUGCAAAUGUCUGUCAACGUAUGGAAAAUGCUAUUCAAAUUAAUAGAAUUCGUAUUGAUGCUAGUAGGACAAUACAAAUAAUGCAAAGAGAAGAAACUCAAUUAUUACGUAUGAAUAGGAUUCCUCAAAAUUUUGAAGAAGCUGAAGCAUUCCAAGAACAACAUGAUAAUUUUCAAAGAGUAGUUGAAGAAAAGGUAAGACCUUCUACUAUUAAUUUUUGUCAAAGAGCACAAGGACUUCGUUCAAAUUUUAUAUCUGCUGAUGAGAAUGAACUUAUAAAUGCAAUGAUAAUGAAUGUAACAAGAAAAUGGAGUAGAUUAGUAUGUUUAAUUGAAGAAAGAUCAAAAUUACUUAAAAGUGCUGAUGCUUGUUAUAAAUCUCUCCAUCAAAAUGUACUUCCAAUACUUGAACAACUUGAACAUGAUUAUAAAUCAGAUCAAAAAGAUUUUUGUUCACUUAAACCUUAUGAUAAAAGGACAGAAUUAGCAAAAUUGAUUAGUGAAAAACUAGAAAAACAUGAACAAUGGAAGGAACGUUUUGUAAAAGGUAGUGCAUAUGCACAAAAAACAUCUGAAAAUUUUUUAAAAUAUAUUCGACGAUGUGGAGCACCUGAAGAUCAUAUUAAACAAAGAGAAGAAGAAAUAAAGAAUGUUAAAGAAAAUUUAAGAGAAAGACAAAGUCGUAUUUUGAAGAUGUGGAGUAAUAGAAAAAAGGCAUAUGAACAAUGUCAACAAGCAGUUCUUAUUCAAGCAACAGAACAAAGGAUCAGUCAAUGGUUACAAGACGAAGGGGAAACAUUUAUGGCUCAGUUACCUACUGUUAUUGCUUUGAAAAAUUCUCCACAUACUAAAGAACAAUUAGAAGCAUGGAAAGGUAAACUUUCUGAAUUUAAAAAAAUUCUUAAAAAUGAACGUGAACAAGUUAAAACAUUUUUAUCAGCAGCGGAAGGAUAUCUUAAAAAUGGAAUUAAUGAUAUUCAUUCAUCAACAACUGAAAGAGCAAUUCAAAAAGUUAAGGAAAAUUUUAGUUCCUUCUGCCAACGAAUGCAGGAAAUUGAAUUACAAAUUUUGACAUCAUUAGGAAAUCAAAGAAAUUCAGGAACCAAAAAUGAAUUUUCAUUAGAUAGAGUAUCUGACUCAAGUUUAGAUGAAAAAAUUCAAAAACGUACUUCAAGUGGUAUUGUUGAUGCUAAACUUAUGGAACCAAUGAAAGAAUUAUUAAAAUCUGAACGUGAUUAUGUAGUAGAUUUAGAAACUUGUUUCAAUGUUUAUAUUAAAACUUACCGUGCUUCUACAUCAAGUUUACCUGGAUCAUUAAAAGGAAAAGAAAAAGAAAUAUUUGGAAAUAUUGAGGCAUUGAAAGUUUUUCAUUCAGAAAUAUUUAUGAAAGAACUUGAAAAAUAUGAAGAAAAUCCAGAAGAAGUAGGUAACAGUUUUAUAACAUGGAUGGAUAAAUUAAAUGAAUUAUAUACAACUUAUUGUGUUAAUAAAGAACAAAAUAAUCACAUAAUAAGUAUGCAAGAAUGCCUACUAUUCUUUAAUGAAGUACGACAACGUCAUUCACUUGAACAUAAUAAAGAUCUUCAAAGCAUGGUUAUUAAACCUGUUCAAAGAAUUACAAGAUAUAGACUUAUGUUAGAACAAUUAUUAAGAAAUGCUAAAUCUAAUAUUGAUGAAAUUAAAGAAGCAUAUGAUGUUGUUGUUGAUGUACCAAGAAAGGCAAAUGAUAUGAUACAUUUAAAAAGACUGGAAGGAUAUGAUGAAGAUGAUGUUACAAUGGGUGAAUUUGUUAUGCAAGAAACUUUCCUUGUUUCUGAUAAUAAACAUCUAUUUAAAAAAGCCAGAGAACGUCAAGUUUUUCUAUUUGAAUUAUGUAUUAUUUUUGCAAAGAAAAUAGAAGUUACUCCAAAAAUUCAUAAAUAUGUUACUAAAGAUAAAUUGAUGUUAGCGGAUGUUUCAAUACGUGAACAUGUUGAGGGUGAUAUAUGUAAAUUUUCACUUAGAAUGGGUAAUUUACCAAACUCAGAUAUGUCAAUUGAUUUAAAAUCAAAGACAGAAAAAUCAAAAAUGAUUUGGAUAAAAAGGAUACGUGAUUUGAUGCAAGGACUUCUUCAAUAUAAUAUAGGUCUUUCAACUAUGAAUAAUGAUUCAGAUUCAAAACGAAGUAGUAGAACAAGUGCUGUAUCUAAAGAUUCUGCCGAACUUGCACUGCCACCAACUGAUACAAUUACAGAAGGUAAUCAUAAAACAAUUUCUGAAAGAUUACAAGUUAAACAAAUUGGUAAUUUUGAGGAAUACAAACAAAAUGAAGAAAAUAAUACAACGACAUCUGAUCUCAAUAACACAUUAACAAAUGAUAAUAUAUUAUCACCAACUAAAAAAGUAUUAGAAAAUGUUGUUACAACAGAAGAUGUUGAAAAAGCAGUGCCAAAAUUGUAUGAUAUCUUGUCUACAGUAAGCUUUAAUGAUGAAUAG
Messenger RNA from Strongyloides ratti, 5016 nucleotides. RefSeq names its product Kalirin. The transcript is spliced from 6 exons. Gene Ontology annotation, cellular component: plasma membrane; cytoplasm. The record is from RefSeq and is a predicted model, not a curated record. NCBI's taxonomy places the organism in Eukaryota, Metazoa, Nematoda, Chromadorea, Rhabditida, Strongyloididae. The coding region runs from base 1 to 5016 and encodes 1671 amino acids. Gene Ontology annotation, molecular function: guanyl-nucleotide exchange factor activity; protein binding. Gene Ontology annotation, biological process: axon guidance.